AUGGCUUCCUCUGCAAUCAGUACUAUGCACUCUCCUCAGUUUGUUCGCCUUCCUAUCCCCUUCCCGCAAUCUUCUUCACCUUCUAUUCGAUUUUCACUGCCAAAUCUCAAACGCCCCAAAUCACUCUCCAUUCGAUCAGUUUCGAUUCCCGCUGCAACAGCUUCUGGGUCUCUGGCCCCUGCAGUUUCUCUUACAGAUAAUGCACUGAAGCACUUGAAUAAGAUGAGAUCUGAACGAAAUGAAAAUUUAUGUUUAAGAAUAGGUGUUAAACAAGGUGGGUGCUCUGGUAUGUCAUACACAAUGGAUUUUGAAGACAGAGCUAACAAAAGGCCAGAUGACUCCAUCAUUGAGUAUGAAGGUUUUGAAAUUGUCUGUGAUCCUAAAAGCCUACUCUUCAUAUUUGGCAUGCAAUUAGAUUACAGUGAUGCUCUGAUUGGGGGAGGUUUCUCUUUCAAGAAUCCUAACGCGACACAGACUUGUGGAUGUGGUAAAUCCUUUGCAGCCGAAAUGUAA
Molecule: messenger RNA, 513 nt
Organism: Sphenostylis stenocarpa
Lineage: Eukaryota; Viridiplantae; Streptophyta; Magnoliopsida; Fabales; Fabaceae
Source: the annotation of a GenBank genome assembly